Coregonus clupeaformis (lake whitefish) is the source of this 3258-nucleotide messenger RNA. RefSeq names its product protein Wnt-7b. Gene Ontology annotation, biological process: neuron differentiation; cell fate commitment; multicellular organism development. The coding region runs from base 278 to 1339 and encodes 353 amino acids. Gene Ontology annotation, molecular function: frizzled binding; cytokine activity. NCBI's taxonomy places the organism in Eukaryota, Metazoa, Chordata, Actinopteri, Salmoniformes, Salmonidae. The record is from RefSeq and is a predicted model, not a curated record. The transcript has 4 exons. Gene Ontology annotation, cellular component: extracellular region.
UUCCGUCUCGGGAACCACACUCUGUAACAGCCUCUACCGCUGAGAGAUGACAGAGCCAAUCUCCGCGCCCGCUGCACACUCACGGCCCUGGGACUGGGAGCUAGGAGCUGCAUAGCACUGCCACUCAAGCGAGCACCGCAGACGCAUCGCACCAAACCGGGCUCUUUGAUUUUGGAGCAAAGGGGAACUAAAACGCGCGACAUCAAGGAUUUAAAGAGGACUCUAUCCCACUAUUUUUCUCACUCCACCAGAAAGCAGCCAUUUGUUCAAUGUCAUCAUGAUCAUCUUCUCGUCGCGCAGUGUACUACUGUCAGUCUACUAUCCACAGAUUUUCCUCAUACUUACGAGUGGGAGCUACCUGGCCCUGUCUUCCGUGGUGGCGUUGGGUGCCAACAUCAUCUGCAACAAGAUCCCUGGGCUGGCCCCUCGCCAGCGGGCCAUCUGCCAGAGCCGCCCGGAUGCCAUCAUCGUGGUGGGGGAGGGCGCCCAGCUGGGCAUCAAUGAGUGUCAGUACCAGUUUCGCUAUGGCCGGUGGAAUUGCUCCGCCCUGGGGGAGAGGACUGUCUUUGGACAGGAGCUGCGAGUAGGUAGCCGGGAAGCUGCGUUCACGUACGCUAUCACGGCCGCCGGCGUAGCCCACGCCAUCACAGCGGCGUGUAGCCAGGGCAACCUUAGCCAGUGUGGCUGCGACCGGGAGAAGCAGGGUUACUAUAAUCAGGAGGAGGGCUGGAAGUGGGGAGGCUGCUCGGCGGACAUCAAGUAUGGCGUGGAGUUCUCCAGGAGGUUCGUGGACGCCCGCGAGAUCAAGAAGACCACGCGACGGCUGAUGAACCUCCACAACAAUGAGGCAGGGAGAAAGGUCCUAGAGGAGCGGAUGAAGUUGGAGUGUAAGUGUCACGGCGUGUCAGGCUCCUGCACCACCAAGACCUGCUGGACGACCCUGCCCAAGUUCCGAGAGAUCGGCUACAUCCUGAAGGACAAGUACAACGAGGCGGUUCAUGUGGAGGUGGUCCGGGCUAGCCGACUACGCCAGCCCACCUUCCUCAAGGUGAAGAAGACACAGGGCUACCGCAAGCCCAUGGAGACCGACCUCGUCUACAUCGAGAGGUCACCCAACUACUGCGAGGAGGAUGCGGCCACGGGGAGCGUGGGCACCCAGGGGAGGCUGUGUAACCGCACCUCGCCCCACACGGAUGGCUGCGACCUUAUGUGCUGCGGCCGGGGCUACAACACGCACCAGUACACCAAAGUGUGGCAGUGCAACUGUAAGUUCCAGUGGUGCUGCUUUGUCAAGUGCAACACGUGCAGCGAGAGGACGGAGGUGUUUACCUGCAAAUAGAGGGGUGUGGCAUAACGGACCUACGGUACGGUACGAUGAUGGGGAGGGGCGUGACAGGACUAGCUGGAUGAGGAGGAAGACCCCCAGAGGAAAGAUAAAUGGACAUGUCUUGGAACAGGAACAAUGAAAGAUUUUACAAUAAAAAAGGAAUGGAAUUUUUCAUAUCAGCUCUUCAUGGCAUCGUUUUGCACAGCAGAAUCUAAAUUUGCUUUUUAAGAAAGUAAAGGCUAAAUAUCAAUAGGUAAUAAUACUACCCCAGAUCUUCGACUGACUGAGAAAAAAUAAUGUGUGCUCAUGUAGUUAUGCAUUCAAAGUGACUCUAAAAGUUGGGACUACAGGAAACAAAUGGUGCCUGGACGGGAACUGUGCAUUGCACUCUGGGAUUUGUAGUUCUUUAUUUCACGGAAUGGCUUUUAAAUGGAACAGAAAGAGACUGGAGAUGUCGUAGAAAACUACAGUAACUUGAGGGAUGAGACUCUGGGAAAGAGUCAGCUAAAAGUCUUCUAGUGAGAACUCUUUGGAGUUUUCUUUUGUUUUUCCAUAGAGGGAGAGAACAGAGGUGAAUAUUUGAGCCCCCAAACUGGAGGUGUUUUCUUUUUGGAGUUGUGUAGACAUGAAGAACGCUGUGUUAGCGUGGUGCCUUGGGGCGCACCGAAAGCUGAGUCUCUAUAGUAAGCCCUCUGCUGCCAACUGGAACACGGUGGAGUAUGUUCGUUUUCCAGUCACACUGGAACUGUCUGUUUGAACACUGAAAAUAAAUGGUUUAUUUAUGUUAUAGUAUCUUAAAACAAAGCACUAACGGGUAGAAAUGUCUUUUUUGUACUAAGUGUAAAAAAUACUUUUUAGAAAACUCUGACUGAAGAUUAUGCGUGUCUUUUAGAAAAUGGUCCCCAUCCCACUAUCAAUCCCCCUUUUUUCUAAAAUGGUUUCAUUGCGAUUGGUGUGUUGACUACAAAAAAAAUCAACAUUACAUUGUAUUUCACAAUUAUAAUCAAUCACAUUGGUUCUAUUUUGCUAUAGCAUAGCUUUUGUUUGCAGUCAUUUAUGAACCAGAUGGUAGACCUACAUCCUGUCUGGGUUAUUUAGCAUUUUCAAGCAUAGACAGUAGCAAGAGCACUCCUUUCUUAACCGCAAAGAUCCUUCCUCAAUUCAUUUAACGUGAUAUUGAUAUGUUGCGGCAUGUGUUGUCGAGAGCUGCACUGAUAUUAUUUUCUAUUCAGAUACGACUCAAAUGAAAAUAAAAUUAACUCCAAUUUGACUGAGUUUUGAAAUGUAUUGCAAAGAAAAGCAAGACUGAGAAUCAAAGUGAGUGAAGUCUGCUGGUCUUGAGAGGAAAUGUAAGGCUUUAGCCAAUGGCUUCAUUAAUUCACUGCAUACAAAGCUGUGAUCUCAUUCUCAUCUGUAUUCAUUGGUUGUGGUUAUGCUAUACAAAAGUGUCAUGUUACGUAGAGCUUCAGUGACAUAAAACAUCAGAACACAUCAUUUUGGCACUUUAUCAUAAUCAAUCAUUAUGCUCAUCAUCUAUUUUUCAUGCUUAAGCUUCAUAUGUUGAUAAUAGAAGAUAUGUUUUCUGCUGAUUUGAGAUCAUGACGAUGCAAAGUUUACCUAUCAGAUAGGCCAGUUUCUUUCUUGUUUCAUUUUCUUGGUUUUAAUAAGAUAGACAGAUCUGUCAUAGUGUGCACAGUGAAUAAUAAACACUACAUUUAGGUGAAGGUGCUGUUUUAUUGUAGUAAUGAUGUAAAUCUAGUACUUUCAUAGUUUUCAAUUAUGGUGUCAAUGUAGAUGCUACUCCAAUACAAUAGGAGUUUAAUGAACUGGAUAGUCUGCUGACUAAAGCUAACUAUUUAAUGCCAUCUAGGGCGGCAGGUAGCUUAGUGGGUAAGAGCGUUGUGCCAGUAACCGAAAGGUCGCUGGUUCUA